AAAAAAAUCAUCAAGAUAUCCAAGUGACAUCUAUUUCAUUGGACGUGCAAAACAUAAUAAAAGGACUUAAUUUGUGCAGAUCAUAAAUCUAAAGAUAUGCAGUGAUGUUACAGUAUAAUGCCAAAUCAUAAUGGACCUCCAUCUUUAAUUCGCAACAACGAAUCACUACAGCAAAAUGGAAACCCUCAACUGUCACCAUGGUUACAAAAUUCAACUCCGAGCAUAAACAAAAUCACACUAUUAAAUACUUCAAGUGACAGCAUAACAAUGCAGCCGAGUUUCCGACAAAUUUCUGACGUGGAUUCAUUAGAAGAUGACACUCAUUUGCAUAAAACUGCAGUGAUUAUAAUAAUGAGCAUUCUUAUUUUCAUUUCACUUAGCAUUUCUGCUGCUGUUUUAGUUUUUUGCAAGAAGAAAAAUUCUGUGUUCAGUUAUCAAAAAUCUGAGCAAGGAGAUAAAGAUUAUGAGUAUGAAAUGGAUGACAUAAAUACUGAAAAUGAAUCUUCUGAUUCCAUGGAAACCAGUGAACCAAUCAGAUCACAGACUUAUCCUUCAAUAGCAGACGUUAAUUCAUCUUCAAAUAAAAUCAGAUACAAGUUUAUACCCAAAUCUAAUACAUUUUCAGGAAUUGAUUAUUGUGGUUUGGAUAUGAGUCGUGAACAUUCAAACAACUUUUCCCUAUCAAACAGCUUGUAUUCAAGUUCAUCACCAAGUCUUAAUUUUCAAUCACUCACAAUAAAAGUUGAUGUUGAACCAUGUUUGCAAUCUCAAUCAUCAGAUUGCUUGACUGAUUAUUCAUUGUGCAAUGAUAAUUCAAGCACUUAUACAACUGAACAUGAGCAUAAUUUAAAUUCACAUUCAACUGAACGCUUCAACAGUGCUAUUCCUUGGGAUUAUGAUUCAAACUCUUUAGAAAAUGAAGAUCUGCAAACAGCAUCAAUAUUAUCUAAAAACCCUUUCACAGAAUCAACAAACAGUUCUGAUCAGAACUUUUCAAUAAGUCCUCAAUGCUCAAUAAAUUUUUCAAAUGAAACUGGAAAUAAAAAGUCUCAGAAAAAUUGGGUUUUAGAAAAACAAAGUUCUGAGGAAAGUGAUGAAUUGUUUCAAAUCAGUAAACCACUUUUACACAAGAGGGGAGACUACUCUAAUUGACUUCAGAA
Molecule: messenger RNA, 1160 nt
Organism: Mytilus trossulus (common blue mussel)
Lineage: Eukaryota; Metazoa; Mollusca; Bivalvia; Mytilida; Mytilidae
Exons: 1
Coding region: 118-1152 (344 amino acids)
Source: RefSeq, a predicted model, not a curated record